This is a messenger RNA of Diospyros lotus (date-plum), 1872 nucleotides long. RefSeq names its product sucrose transport protein-like. Gene Ontology annotation, biological process: sucrose transport. Lineage: Eukaryota; Viridiplantae; Streptophyta; Magnoliopsida; Ericales; Ebenaceae. Gene Ontology annotation, cellular component: vacuole; plasma membrane. Gene Ontology annotation, molecular function: sucrose:proton symporter activity. The coding region runs from base 187 to 1674 and encodes 495 amino acids. The transcript is spliced from 4 exons. The record is from RefSeq and is a predicted model, not a curated record.
CCGUCGCUAGAGUUCUCCCCCACAGCCCUGUAUAAGCAGUCCAAAAUCAUAGUCCACUUCAGUCCUCUCUGAGUCUCAGCUUUGGAGUUGGACUUUUCGUCUCUUUCUUCUGUUUACGGAUGAAUAUAUAUAUAUAUAGAGAGAGAGAGAGAGAGAGAGCUAUACCUAAUUAGAAUCGACGGAGAGAUGGAUGGUGGCGGCCUGAGCAUGGAAAACGAACAGCACCCUUUGCAGCCUCGGCCUUGGAAGAUUGUGGCGGUUGCUGCCAUAGGCGCCGGCGUUCAGUUCGGCUGGGCGCUGCAGUUCUCUCUCCUCACUCCAUACGUCCAGCUUCUCGGAAUUUCCCACAAAUGGUCGUCCUUCAUUUGGCUCUGCGGUCCCAUCUCCGGCUUGGUCGUCCAGCCACUCGCCGGCUACUACAGCGACCGCUGCACCUCCCGCUUCGGCCGCCGCCGCCCCUUCAUAGCAGCGGCUGCGGCGCUAGUCACUUUUGGAGCAAUCCUCAUUGGCUUCGCGGCCGACAUCGGGCGGCUCGCCGGCGACCAACUCGGCCACACCACCAAGCCCCGGGCAAUUUCCAUCUUCAUCGUCGGGUUCUGGGUACUCGAUGUUGCCAACAACAUGCUGAUGGCGCCCUGCAGAGCCUUCCUUGCAGACCUCUCGGCCGAGGACCAGCGUAAAACUCGUAACGCGAACGCAGCCUACUCGUUCUUCUGCUCCGCAGGCAACGUCCUCGGCUGCGCCGCCGGGUCGUUCUCCCACCUCCACAACCUCUUCCCUUUCGCUUCCACCAAAGCCUGCGAUGUCUACUGCGCCAAUUUGAAAAGCUGUUUCUUGAUAUCCGUUACGCUGUUGCUCAUUCUAACUACACUUGCUCUUACCACCGUACGUGAAGAAGCAAUAGUUAUAGAAGGAAUUGAGAAGAAUGGCAAAACGGCGGCGUUCUUCAAGGAAUUAUUCAGUGCUUUGAAGGAGUUUCCGAGAUCGAUGUGGAUUCUGUUGCUGGUGGCUUCUGUGAAUUCGUUGGGCUGGUUCUCUUUCCUGCUCUACGACACCGAUUGGAUGGGGCGGGAGGUGUACGGCGGGGCGGUCGGCGGAAAGCUAUACGACUCGGGCGUGCAGGCCGGGUCACUGGGGCUGAUGCUGAACUCGGCGGUGGCGGGGGCCACGGCGAUGGCGGUGGUGCUGGUUGCGCGAGGCGUCAGGGGAGGGAACCGCCUGUGGGGGUGCUCCAACAUUUUGCUCGCUGUUUGCAUGGCAGGGACGGUGUGGAUCACCAAAGUUGCUCAGUCCUAUCGGCGGCAUGCGGCGGCGAGCAGCGGCGGGUCGACUCCUUCCCCUCCUGCCCCGGGCGUCAAGGCGGCGGCGCUCAUCCUCUUCGCCGUGCUGGGCAUUCCUCAAGCGGUGAAUUCCACCAUUCCGUAUGCGCUCGCAUCAAUCUAUUCGUGCACGUUCGGCGGCGGACAAGGUCUGUCUAUCGGUGUCCUCAACAUAUCUCUAGUUAUACCACAGUUGCUGCUGUCGUUAACGAGUGGGCCAUGGGACGAGGUGUUUGGAGGCGGCAACUUACCAUCAUUUGUGGUGGGAGCCAUUGCAGCCGCCGCGAGCGGCUUCUUGGCGCUUACGUUGCUCCCGUCGCCGCCACGCCCUGAGGAUCACCAGCUGCUGGCUUGAAGAUCCCUGUUGCUGCUUCACACUGAGAUAUUAUUGUUUAGGAGUUAAUUAUUAGCUAGGACGCUCGGUAUUAAUUAUGCUUGAUGUUGCUACCAAAUUCUACUGCUUGUAUUAAACCUGGGGCAUUAUUUAUGUAUAUAUAUAGCAGCACAUAAAUAACUACGUACUAUUCAUUAAACUAUACACAAAACUCGUUAA